UUGCCCUGCUCCCCCGUCUCUACAACACACGAGGCUCAGCUGCGCCAGCUAGCUGUCCGGCUAUCUCACUCACUCACUCACACACACACACAUACACUUUCACUCUCUUACCCGACGACAAAACUUGAUCUCCCCAGGAACUACACGACCUUCUCCGAACAAUUUCCCCCCUCCGAAUAUGCCCGGAAAGACACCUAACAGCAACGGGAAAGAACCCGUCGAGAACGGCGGCUAUCCUGGAAGCAAAGAUAUCGAGAUGAAGGACGACGCCUCGUCACUCAAGGGCAAGGGCAAGAAGGGUGUCAAGGACGGCGACGAGGAGAUGACUGUCGUCGUGCCUAUGUCUAAGAAGCAGUCCUCCGUUCCCCCACCAAACGACGCCGAUGGUGACGUGAACAUGGACAAUGCCGAGGAGGACGGAGAGGCCGAGGUUGACCCUGCCGCCCAGACUGUAGCAGAUAUCAAGAGCAACUUCGCGCUGCUCGAUCGAGCUGUCGCCCUCUUCGAUGCCAGAUUCUCCCUGCGAGCGCUACGAUUCGUGUCCUCCAUCCGCAAGCGCCUGACCCCAGCCAUCCUUGCUCAGGUCAUCGUCGAGACCUACCCCGGCAACACACUCUCGUCCAGCGUCGCGCAGCAGCUUUUGAAGGCCCACGGCAGGGAACAGAUCCCCCUAGAAAGUCAGCUAGCUGCCCAGGCUGAAGCUGCUGCCGAUGGGAAAGUCAAAGCUCCCGCCGCUAAGAACGGCAGCAAGAAAGACACCAACACCGAGGUCAUCCCUGAGGUCGACAUCUUCCUGGGCAUCCUGAUCCAGGUCCACCUGUACGACAACAAGCACUUUGAGCGCGGCGCAGAGUUCUCAAGCUACCUGUGCGACCACAUUCGCGCUUUGAACCGGAGAACGCUCGACUCGCUGUCUGCCAAGGUGUAUUUCUACUACUCGCUGUUCUAUGAGAACAUUGCCCCUCUCCCUCCAUCGCCUCAGUCCCCCAUCAUCGCCAUCCGACCCACCCUGCUCGCGGCCCUGCGGACGGCGGUCCUGCGAAAGGACAUCGACGUCCAGUCCUCGGUCAUUGUUCUACUGCUUCGGAACUACCUGCUCACGUCGCACAUCAACCAGGCCGACCUGCUCGUCUCGCACACACAGUUCCCCGAGAAUGCCGCCAACAACCAGGUCGCGAGGUUCCUCUACUAUCUCGGCCGCAUUCGUGCGAUCCAGCUGCGUUACACCGAGGCUCACGAGCACCUGACCGCUGCUACCCGCAAGGCUCCGUCGAGUAUGUGCGCUCUCGGCUUCUCCCAGACCGCCACCAAGCUUCUGCUGGUCGUCGAGCUGCUGAUGGGUGACAUCCCCGACCGCGCGACAUUCCGUGUCGCCUCGAUGGAGCAGGCGCUGCACCCUUACUUUCUGCUCGUGCAGGCCGUGCGCGUUGGCAAUCUGGAGGACUUCGAGACGACCAUCGCGGACCACGCCGACACCUUCCGGCGCGACGGCACCUACACGCUGAUCCUGCGUUUGCGGCAGAACGUGAUCAAGACAGGUAUCCGCAUGAUGUCACUGUCCUAUUCACGCAUCUCCCUGCGGGAUAUUUGCAUCCGCCUGCAUCUCGGCAGCGAGGAGUCCGCAGAGUACAUCGUGGCCAAGGCAAUUCGUGACGGUGUCAUCGAGGCCACACUGGACCGCGAGCACGGGUUCAUGAAGAGCAAGGAGACAGGUGAUGUGUAUGCGACGCGUGAGCCGACGGAGGCGUUCCACGAUCGUAUCCGAGCCUGUCUUGCACUGCAUGACGAGAGCGUCAAGGCUAUGCGCUUCCCUAUGAACCAGCACCGCCUCGAGCUCAAGAAUGCACAGGAAGCUCGCGAGCGCGAGCGCGAGAUGGCUAAUGACAUACAGGAAGGUGAUUUGGACGAAGACGACCUGGGCGGUGAUUUCGACGGCAUCUAGACCAAACGACCAAGCAGCGGACCGACAGGAGAGAGCGCGUGCGAGAGCGGAAGGAAUAAGAUAAAGAGCAUGGUAGCAAGACGCUGGUACAACAACUUCAAGACCCUGUAAUAAAAUGAAAUACAUGUGUUAUUGGUUUCCUUUUUAUUUCGUUUCUCCUUUUCUGCCUCUCACCCCUCUAUUCCUUUCACACUGCACAUAUUGCCUUGAACCCAUCACAUUGUUGUCUGUUGGUUUUUUCAACGACACGGGUGGUUUGGCUCGGGCGGCUUUGAUGGUCGGCCUCUGGCAUGUUGCAUGCUUUUGCGCUGGCACAAGUUGAUUCUUGCAUCUGGCCUGUACAUUUCUUGUACCUUACCUGUUCAGGAACGAUCAGGGAGGUCCGAGGGAGAGGAACAGCCUCGAUUUUUCAAUUCACAGAGCAAGGGCAGCUGAGCAGAAGGGGCAUUGGAGGGAGGGGAAGCGAGCGCGCGCGCGAGAGAGACAGAGAGAGAGAGAGAGAGAGAGAGAGAGAGAACGAUGGUUUCGUUGGAAUUGCUAGUACUGGGUUUGAUAGAUGGGAUGGGAAUUCGGUGUGGAUGCUGCUUUUGGAUGGGAGGCAAUGGGGCUUGCUUCUUGUAACGGGCGAGGGGGGACGCAAUGGAUGAUUUCAGCUGAUAGGCAAAGCAUCCAGAUUAUCUUUUACGGGUGAGCA
Cryphonectria parasitica EP155 is the source of this 2636-nucleotide messenger RNA. RefSeq lists its product as uncharacterized. Lineage: Eukaryota; Fungi; Ascomycota; Sordariomycetes; Diaporthales; Cryphonectriaceae. Gene Ontology annotation, cellular component: proteasome complex; proteasome regulatory particle, lid subcomplex. Gene Ontology annotation, biological process: regulation of protein catabolic process; ubiquitin-dependent protein catabolic process. The transcript has 3 exons. Gene Ontology annotation, molecular function: enzyme regulator activity. The coding region runs from base 179 to 1942 and encodes 587 amino acids. The record is from RefSeq and is a predicted model, not a curated record.